Messenger RNA from Magallana angulata, 2037 nucleotides. Its product is annotated as probable E3 ubiquitin-protein ligase MID2. The record is from RefSeq and is a predicted model, not a curated record. Gene Ontology annotation, molecular function: zinc ion binding. The transcript is spliced from 2 exons. NCBI's taxonomy places the organism in Eukaryota, Metazoa, Mollusca, Bivalvia, Ostreida, Ostreidae. The coding region runs from base 1 to 2022 and encodes 673 amino acids.
AUGGCCACCUCUGCAGUCUCUGGGAACAAACCUCUUACCAACAGGGCGUCAGGUGACACCUUCCGCUGUCCAAUAUGUCUGGAAGAGGUCAGGAAUCCAAAGUACCUGUCAUGCCUUCAUACUUUUUGUGAAUCGUGUAUUCAAACAUAUAUAUCGAGCACUGCAACGUGCCAUGACAGCCUGAAUACAAAGACAAUAAACUGUCCGGUAUGUCGAAAGCGCAUCGAUGCUCCCAGAAAGGACAUUUCAGACGAAGAGUGGGCAUCUUCCUUACCCCAAAAUAAACUUAUUGUAAGCAUGUGGCUGAAUUCGAACCCCGACAAGGAACUGUGUAAGUUCUGCGAGCGAAAGGAGAAAAAAGUGUCUGCUACACAUUGGUGUAAAGCGUGCAUGGAAACCAUCUGCGACGAAUGUAAGGCUUUUCAUGACCUCGUACCAAGUCUUCAAAAUCAUAAAAUUGUCAACAUGGCUGAUACUCAGGCUUAUGGAAAUGAUGUUGAGGUUGAAGAAUUAUGUCUUGAACACAAAGGCAAGGUGGUUGAUGCGUUUUGCCACUAUCACCAGAAGUUAUGUUGUUGCAUUUGCCUUGCUAGUCACCAUAUAUCGUGUCAGCGGGUACAGGUUAUAGCAGACAUGGAAGUAGAACAAGAAAGAACUCAUGUCCAAAAUAUCGUUUCGACAUUCUCUGAUUUGGAGGAAAGUAUUAAGAAUAUGCAGCAAAAAAGUCGUGAGAAAAUAGAUCAUCUCAAUUCAAAGAAACAAGAAAUUUGUAUGCAAAUAGACAAAGCCAUCACAGAGCUUAAGACUUUAAUUGACGAUGCCCAUACAGCAUUGAUUAAACAGUUUGAUCAGACACACUCAGAUUCUAUCGGAAACUUGGAAAUUGCUUUUGACGAAUUGAAACGGUUUUCUACCACAGUAUGUGAAACCAAAGUACUUUUGCAGUUAAUGCUAGAGAAAGGUUCUCCCAAACAACUGUUUGUCACCAAACAAAAUCAGCUUGCUCGAAUCAAUGAUCAUAUUUCUUGUUUGAAAUCUUUGGAUGUUUGGACUUUUCCUGAAGACUAUACCCUACCAGACUCUAACUUCCUUGAUCAACUAUUUAAUAAGAAGAAGCUGGAAGGUGUAAAAAUGUCAAAAACUCCAUCUGGAACGAUUGAGACAAUUCUACAGACUGUUCAAAAAGCUACUAGCAGCGAUAUCAUGCGAAGAAAACAUGAUGCCUCAAAAAAGGACUGGAUGAAAGUUACCUUUAAAUUAGUAUCCCAAGUGACUGAGUUGUUAAAUUGGACAUUUUAUGGUAUAUUCACCCAUGACACAAAAAUUCUUUUUCUAUCGCAAAUGCCUCCAUCGCUAAACAUUUUCGAUAUCAGUGAGCCUAUUGGAAAAUGUGUUCACACUGAAGAGUGCCAGUACACGCCGUAUGGCCUGUGCCACUCCAGGGUAAACGAGAGCUUGAAUGAGGUCUACGUGUCUUUCCAAAACAAUGUCGUACUUUAUUUGAUUGAUAUUAGAGACAAGGUUACAUUUACAAAACUCCGAACAAUACAGUUAAAUAAACCCAUGCUAGCAAUUUCAUGUGGAAUGACCACCAUGUUCUCUGCAAAUAACUCAAAAGCAUUUAUUUGUUCUCAGGAUUUCACCAUAGAACAUGAAACACCGUAUAAGAGGGGCACCGCCGAUGUCCCGCUUUUAGCUUCGUCGUCGGAGUCUGAUUUUCAUUGUUUCACGGCAGAUGGACGCGUGGUCGUUUCGGAUCGAAAUAAAAGAAAUGUUUUUCAGACUGAAAAAAUUCAAGGAGAGCUUCGCGGAAUGACUUUUGAUUUGCAUGACAACAUAUUUAUUUGUAAUAAAAAAAAUAAGAUAAAAUUGAUAAAGCAGAUCAAAUUUGGAGGAAGCGAAAGUAGAGAAAUAGAACUGGACGGCAUUAGUGCAGCGUACAAUGUCGCCCUCCACCCUACAGGCGAGAAGAUGUUAGUUUUGGACUUCGGUAAAAAAUGUUGUGUUUACCAAAUAAUGUAGACAAUUUCAUCGAUC